AUGCGCAACGGUCGCUCCAUCAUCCUGACCUCGCACAGCAUGGAAGAGUGCGAGGCACUCUGCACACGUCUGGCCAUCAUGGUCAACGGCGAGUUCAAGUGCAUCGACUCGCCGCAGCACCUCAAGAACCGCUUUGGCUCUGGCUACACGAUGACUGUCAAGCUGCAGCGCGAUCUCUCUGCUGGCGCACGUGAGCCGGACACCUUCCCCGUCAAGCAGUUUGUGCACGAAACCUUCCCCGGCGCAGUUCUCAAGGAGGAGCACCAGGGUGCCCUGCACUACGAGAUUGCGACUCCCGAGCAGUCGGGCAGCUCUGCAGUCAAGUCUCUCUCCUGGGCGUUCAUCUUUUCCAAGAUGGAGGAAGCCAAGCGCAUGGACCCCAUCGAAGACUAUGGCGUGUCCCAAACCUCUCUCGAGCAAGUCUUUAUUGAAUUUGCCAAGCGUCAACAAGGAGUGUACCUGACUCAGGUCAAGCAACUGUCGGUCGCAUCCAGCAUUGGGCCAACGUACUACAGUAGAUGGUACAGGUGCUGGCUCGUUGCUGAUGGGAUUCUCACGCCUCAGCUGGCGGACGCCAUUUUCAUGGCAUUUGUUCGAGCAUUUGCAGUGCUUUCAGAAAGCUCGAGAUGA
Capsaspora owczarzaki ATCC 30864 is the source of this 630-nucleotide messenger RNA. Its product is annotated as Abca3 protein. The record is from RefSeq and is a predicted model, not a curated record. Gene Ontology annotation, cellular component: intracellular membrane-bounded organelle; membrane. Lineage: Eukaryota; Filasterea; Ministeriida; Capsasporidae. Gene Ontology annotation, biological process: lipid transport; transmembrane transport. Gene Ontology annotation, molecular function: lipid carrier activity; ABC-type transporter activity. The coding region runs from base 1 to 630 and encodes 209 amino acids. The transcript has 2 exons.